Messenger RNA from Elephantulus edwardii (Cape elephant shrew), 357 nucleotides. It is a transcript of the gene CHCHD1, whose product is annotated as coiled-coil-helix-coiled-coil-helix domain containing 1. The transcript has 3 exons. Lineage: Eukaryota; Metazoa; Chordata; Mammalia; Macroscelidea; Macroscelididae. Gene Ontology annotation, molecular function: RNA binding. Gene Ontology annotation, cellular component: mitochondrial ribosome; nucleoplasm; mitochondrion. Bases 1 to 357 code for a protein of 118 amino acids. Gene Ontology annotation, biological process: mitochondrial translation. The record is from RefSeq and is a predicted model, not a curated record.
AUGGCGGCGCCCAGCUUGCGGGGACGCUUGGCUCGCUUAGGGAACCCGAAAAAGCCUGUCCUCAAGCCCAACAAGCCCCUCAUUCUAGCCAACCGCGUCGGGGAGCGGCGCCGAGAGAAGGGCGAGGCGACCUGUAUCACAGAAAUGUCAAUUAUGAUGGCUUGCUGGAAACAGAAUGAAUUCCGCGACGAAGCGUGCAGGAAAGAGAUUCGGGACUUCUUCGAGUGUGUUUCAAGAGCCGAGGCAGCCCGCAAGAUGAUGUCUACACAGGACACCCUGGGAGAGUCUGGGAGUUUAUCUCCAAAAAAACUGAAUAAAUUAUUAAGAAGUUUUCCUAACAAACCUUAUGUCAGUUGA